GUGACUCUCCCCUCCCUCAGCUACGACUUCCUCAACACCGCUCAACUACGGCCUCUCGGUCAGUCUAUCUAUUCGAGAUGCUGUCACGAGCUGUGAGACCAGCUCUCGGCGCUGGCAAUGCCGCACUCGCCAGAACGGUCGUGCCUCAAGCUGCGGGCUAUGCCACUCUGCGAGAAAUUGAGGGCCGCCUCAAGUCCAUCCGCAACAUCGAAAAGAUCACAAAGACCAUGAAAAUUGUUGCUUCAACAAAGCUCACUCGGGCUCAGAAAGCCAUGCGCGAUUCCAGAUCCUACGGUCAGACGUCCAACAAAGUUUUCGAAGAAGCCGAGACAAAGCCAUUGGAAGAGAAGAAGACGCUUUUGGUUGUUGCAAGCUCCGACAAAGGCCUUUGUGGUGGUAUCCAUUCCGGUCUGACACGUACAGCCCGCCGAAUGCUUGAAGCGGAUUCAAACCUGGACAUUGCCAUCAUCGGUGAAAAGAGCAAGGCUCAGCUUAGUCGUUCCAACGCCAGGAAUGUGGUCUUGAGUUUCGCGGGCGUCGGAAGGGACGUCCCAAGCUUUGCUGACGCUCAGGCUAUUGCGGACCAACUUUGCCUGCUUCCCGAGGAAUACGCAAGCAUUAAAAUCCUCUACAACAAGUUCAUCAACGCAACGUCCUACGAACCAGUCACCAUCGAGGCAUACUCUGAGGAGGCUAUCACUCAGUCACCAAACUUCGCAGCUUUCGAGAUUGACGACGAAGUCCUUGCUAACCUUCGCGAGUACACUCUUGCCAACUCUCUGUACUGGGCUCUUGCUGAGGGACAUGCUUGUGAGCAAUCUGCCAGACAGAAUGCCAUGGAUAACGCUUCCAAGAACGCUGGCGACAUGAUCGGCAAGUACACCAUCUUGUACAACAGAACCCGACAAGCUGUCAUUACAGGAGAAUUGGUUGAGAUCAUUACAGGUGCUGUUGCAUCGGAGGAUAUGUAGGUGUUGUUUUAGAUGUACAUAAAAGCCGCGAACCAGUUUCGUUGAUCAGCUAAGGCUCAGAGGCCGCUCAAAUCAAGUUUUCGUUGUCUGA
Messenger RNA from Exophiala xenobiotica, 1062 nucleotides. RefSeq names its product ATP synthase F1, gamma subunit. The transcript has 4 exons. Gene Ontology annotation, molecular function: proton-transporting ATP synthase activity, rotational mechanism. The record is from RefSeq and is a predicted model, not a curated record. NCBI's taxonomy places the organism in Eukaryota, Fungi, Ascomycota, Eurotiomycetes, Chaetothyriales, Herpotrichiellaceae. Gene Ontology annotation, biological process: proton motive force-driven ATP synthesis. Bases 78 to 971 code for a protein of 297 amino acids.